This is a messenger RNA of Brassica oleracea var. oleracea, 1119 nucleotides long. RefSeq names its product 40S ribosomal protein S2-2-like. Gene Ontology annotation, molecular function: RNA binding; structural constituent of ribosome. The record is from RefSeq and is a predicted model, not a curated record. Gene Ontology annotation, cellular component: ribosome; cytosolic small ribosomal subunit. Bases 78 to 935 code for a protein of 285 amino acids. Gene Ontology annotation, biological process: translation. Lineage: Eukaryota; Viridiplantae; Streptophyta; Magnoliopsida; Brassicales; Brassicaceae. The transcript is spliced from 2 exons.
GUUUUCUCUAGCUCACGCUAACACACACACAUCGCCGCAGAGCCAUUUCCAUUUUCUCGCAACUCUCUACAUCGACAAUGGCUGAACGGGGUGGAGAACGAGGCGCCGAGCGAGGAGGAGACCGCGGCGGUUUCGGACGGGGAUUCGGAGGAGGCCGCGGCGACCGAGGCGGCCGCGGAGGUCCGAGAGGCCGAGGCGCCAGACGCGGAGGACGUCCCACAGAGGAGGAGAAGUGGACCCCAGUGACCAAGCUCGGCCGUCUCGUCCAAGCCGGAAAGAUCCAGAAGCUCGAGCAGAUCUACCUCCACUCCCUCCCCGUCAAGGAGUACCAGAUCAUCGACCUCCUCGUCGGUCCAACUUUAAAAGACGAGGUGAUGAAGAUCAUGCCGGUUCAGAAACAGACCAGGGCCGGUCAGAGGACGAGGUUCAAGGCCUUUGUCGUUGUCGGAGACACGAACGGGCACGUGGGGUUGGGUGUGAAGUGCUCCAAGGAGGUGGCGACGGCGAUCAGGGGUGGGAUUAUAUUGGCGAAGCUGUCUGUGAUUCCCGUGAGGAGAGGGUAUUGGGGGAACAAGAUUGGGAAGCCGCAUACGGUUCCUUGUAAGGUUACUGGGAAGUGUGGUUCUGUUACGGUGAGGAUGGUGCCUGCUCCGAGGGGGGCUGGGAUUGUGGCGGCUAGGGUUCCUAAGAAGGUGCUUCAGUUCGCUGGGAUUGAUGAUGUGUUUACUUCCUCGAGGGGGUCUACCAAAACUCUUGGAAACUUCGUAAAGGCUACAUUUGAUUGCCUCCAGAAGACUUAUGGAUUCCUGACACCAGAGUUCUGGAAAGAGACGAGCUUUAAAAAGUCACCGUACCAGGAGUACACUGAUCUGCUGGCCGAGAAGGGAACUGCAACCAAAGCCAUCACCGAGGUUGAAGACCAAGCCGCCUCCUAAAUAACAAACAAAUAAUGUCCCCCUUGUUUUGUUUUUGGAUGAUCCUUUCAUGAGUUUUAUUUUGUUCGAACCUUUAGUAUAUGUUGUUUGCUGGAUUGCUGCUAUCUUAUGUUUUCAUCAUCUUUCCAAACAAAGUUAUUUGGCUCUAGUUUUUUUUUAUAAUCGAUUACUUGAAUUUCUCUAA